Messenger RNA from Ogataea parapolymorpha DL-1, 981 nucleotides. RefSeq lists its product as uncharacterized. NCBI's taxonomy places the organism in Eukaryota, Fungi, Ascomycota, Pichiomycetes, Pichiales, Pichiaceae. The transcript has a single exon. Bases 1 to 981 code for a protein of 326 amino acids. The record is from RefSeq and is a predicted model, not a curated record.
AUGUCCUCCAGCUACGAAAUUGAUCAGAUCUUACAACAUCUAGCAACAGAGCUGAAAAGAUACUCGCAUUUUGAUAUAAUCUGCGGUCUUUUGUCUUUGAGCAAAGAAUUACCCCAGGAGUCACAGCAGAAAGUGGUUCAAUACAGCCUGAAGACACUUGAGGUUAUAGAUCAAUCGGAAACUACCGUGUUGUUUCAGGAGCUUAUGAAGUUAGAAAAUUUCGACUACAUCCAACAAGCUAUUGAUACAUUGGAUAAAUUGGAUGUUUCAGGAGACUUCCCCAGAGACGCAACCUCCCAGCUUCAAAUACGCUUGCUCGAGUUUUCUAUCGAACAUCAGAAGUUUCAUCUUGCUGCUCAAAUGCUCGCUUACCUGCUCGAAAGUCAGCUUGUUCCAUCGCCAACUGUACUUGAAAAAUAUUCAAAACUUGUCAAAGACACCGCACUUUCCAUCAAUGCCGACUUCAACAGCCGCAGAAUUGUCUUCAUGGCCUAUGCUGCCCCGCUCGCACUUGCAUUACAACAUCAAACCGACACCAUUAGCAGAAACUUAGUCCAAAACAUUACUUCAUGGUUGAGCAUCCAGGAACUUUUUUGGUUCCUGGAGUUUCUGAAACACACAGAUGCCGAAGUCAACGGGAUAAAUUCCGCUGUCAUCAGGCAGUACGGACGACUGGCAAAGAAGCCGUCAGCCAUAGACAAUGCUGUGACGUUAACGUCGUUGAUUGGCCACUUGAGAAAACACAAGUUUGAGCCCUUUGAUGAUAACUGCAGAAAGUUGAUCAUUUCGCUAUAUUGCAAAUUCAAGUCUCCACUUGCAGCUCAAUGGUGGAUUGAUUCGCUUAGAAAGCCGCUGUCUGCCGAUGAGAUUAGUCGAAUCAUAGAAGAUUUGAAAAACUCUCCUUUCACAGUUGACGAAAAGGAAUUUUCGUACCACGGUCAAAAACACAUAGAUGCAUUCAUAGAGAAACUCUCAACUUAG